Molecule: messenger RNA, 2250 nt
Organism: Carassius auratus (goldfish)
Lineage: Eukaryota; Metazoa; Chordata; Actinopteri; Cypriniformes; Cyprinidae
Exons: 3
Coding region: 170-823 (217 amino acids)
Source: RefSeq, a predicted model, not a curated record
ACAGUAGGUGACGAGUCUGAGCGUUAAACUUUACCGUCCGUUCCGCUUGCUUGACACAGACGGAGACAAACAGCCACGCUGUUUACUACAGCAUUCUGCUGCUUUCCCUAAAGAUAUCCCAAAGGGCUGACAUGCAAACGAUUUAGAGACACUAGUUCACACAGACAAGAUGGAGGACGUGGCCUCAGCUUCUGUUCUCGCAGGCCCGUCCCAGCCCACGUGUUCCCGCCCGCCGGGCUCCGUGCGCCGGAACCGUAAGUCCGGCACCGCCAACAUCUUCCAGGGCGUGAACCUGCGGCAGCUCCGGCAGCUCUUCCAGGCGGCAGGAGACCCGGACGCCGAGCAGAGGGCACGGAUGGUGUGGAGGAACCGAGGAGCGGCGGCUGGAGAGGACGGAGCGGACCGGGAGGAGGAGGACGAGGACAGAGCCAUGGCGGAGGUGGAGACGGGUCUGGCCCAGGCGCUCGUGGGGCUCAGAGUCCGAGCGCGGACCCGAAGCGGCCUCAGGGUGGAGGCUCAUAAAGACAGCACAGGAACACGAUGGAUGCGAGCGUUGGGUCAUCACAGAAUCAACGAGGGCUCACUGGCACAAACCUCUGAAGUCAUAACUGGAGAUGAAGACAAUAAUGUCAGUGAUCAUGAUGAUGCAUCUGCUUUGGGAGCCUGUGGAGGGCAGAGCUCUUCUGAGGCUGGAUCAUGUGACCAAGCUGACUUCCUGCCCCCAGAGGAAGAGCCUCAGGGGCCCUCGGGUGGCCCCAGGUGGAGCUGGAACACGGUUCAGGAGAAGGACCCGGAGCGAUACCUGCACCGGAUCCGACACUGACGCAGCGGAGCAGUGCAUCCAAUCAGAUUCCCGUCUGAGAGACUCGCAGACACCCUAGAUUUACUUGAAGCCACCUCCUCAAUCAAACACUAGUCUUAAUCAAGCAACAAUCAACACUACAGACAUUAACAAUAAUCCCACAGGAUUACAGUCCUGCGAACACACUGUUUACGGGUUUGUGCCAUUCUCACAUCCUCAAAAGUCAAACACUAUUAUAGGAUAGUUCACCCAGAAAUUUCCAUUCUGUGUCAUUUACUCAUGCGUUACAAACCUCAAAACACCUUCACUCUUGUGCGGAGCAGAAAAAGAUGCUUAUGCUGCUCUUUUCUGACAAAUAUGAGUGAACCGAGGCAUUCAAAAGAUUAACAAUGAGAUAAUGUUUCUCUUUCAUAAAUCAAAUGACAACAAAACACAUUGUCAUAAGUUGCAAUGCAAUAAGGAUACUUCUCUAUAUCGGUUAAGUAUUUAUACUAAAAAACAAAACUAAUUCCCAUUAAAUGCACUCCAAAAGUAUUUAUGAUACCAAAAAAGUCAAAUAAUAAUACAUUUAUUGACUUUUUGAUAAAAUAUUUAUACAUAAUGGUGCUAUCUGUUUGCUGUCUGUAUGUUGAUAAAAUCAUUGUAUUACAGUAUUUGUUUUACUAUUAUACAGUAAAAAUAUAGUAUUUCAGUAAUGAGAAUUUGAGAAUUAUGAAAUCUAAAAAUAUUGGGUAAAACUGUAAACAUUCUUCCUUUUGAUUUCAGGGUGAAAAAUGACUUGAUUUAGUUGGAUUCACCAAAGUAGAUGUAUUUCAGUGAAUUAAAAAUUGUAAUUAUUUCAUACUGAAAAACCAGAAAAUCAUACAGGUUUGGAACUACACGUGGGUGAGCAAAUGACUCGACUUUCGAUGUUUUGGGUAAUCUUUUCCUUUAAAUGCAGUGAUUUCAGUCUCAUUGAAGCUUCCAGAGCCCCUGUUCUAAGAAAUGUAUGGGCCGAAGAGUGCUGGGUUUGUAUUAUUUAAUGAUAUGUGCUUGUAUUUUAUUUUUGAAACACUAGUUUCUCAGUAGUUCUCCUUUUUUACGGGAGCAUUUUGCCUUCCAGUGGUGUUUAAAUGGUUAAUAACUAAAAAUAUAAAAGAAUGUAUUAGCAUUAGCUUUUUAUUGCAACACCGCAGUUCUCAUUAAUCCAUUAGUGUUGUUUUCAAUACAGAUAGUCUUUGGUAAAAUGUAAAUUAUAGUAUUAUGACCUGUAGAAGUAUGCUGGACACUAUUAGUGCUGAUUAUUUAAUGUCUUCUUCUGUCACUCAGACAGACAUUUAGAAGCAAUAUGGAAGAAAAUAUGUAGCUGAAUUCAGUAAACACUACAUGCACAAAAGUUAUUUUUAUCCUCGUGAUUAUGCUGGAACUUCCAAACAAACUGUUUUUGAAAUAAAACUCAAGUCUGUUUA